AUGCUGACAGUUCAGGAGGAGCUCCCGGUUCUCGAAUCAUUCAUCAACAUUCGCAACCGCCUCACAGCGCUCAAAAAGGACUCCACAAAGUUCAUUCGCGCGCAGGAUGUCCUAGCCAUCUACAAGGAGAUUGUGAAGCAGUUGGGCAAGCUCACGGACAUCCGCGAGGAGCGCACUGAGGGCUCAUCAAGCAUCAACACUCCCAUACCUGGCGGCUUUGAGCCCAACCGCGUCGACACCAUCAUCGCCGAUGUCUUCUCUCUCAUCAGCCUCAUGUUCCUCACCGUGGGCAAGAGCCGCGAGAGCCCAGCAAUUUAUGGCCAGAUCGCCAGCAUGCGGCAAAUACUGACUCAUCUUGAUGAGUCGGGCAUCUACACCGAGGCAUAUCUCCAGGGUUUCAAGGACCGAAUUGAUCAGCUUCGCGACAUUAUCAAGCACGACCGUGAUGAGCAGAAGCACCCCGAGGCCGUCCUCAAGUACAUGUCCUGGAAGCUCGACGGCAAUGACGCCAUCCUUAGGAAUCUCAUGGAGUCGCUCGGUGUGCUCAACGUCGAGCUCGUCCCCAUUCACAACCGCUUAGUGGCCAUGCGGAAGCAGCUCAUCGCCCUUGCCAGUCAGCCAAAGGUUCCCAAAACCGAGUUGAAGCCCAUUGUGGAGGAGCUCCGUAAAAUUGACUCGAAGCGUGUCGACGGCAAGUUCCUCGGCCCUGGCGGCUCGUCCGUGCCCGAAGGACAGGCACUUCUCGGAGGCAUGAUUGACUCGUGCUUUGAGAUCGUGCAGGACAUUAAGGCGCGUGAGGCGCAGGACGAAGUCAGCCCGCCACUGCGGCCCAUCUACGAGCGACUCUCCCAACUGGUGCAGCAACUCGAGCAGCUGACUCUCACUCACCGUUGGACGCUGCGCGAAACGGAUCUGUAUAACUACCUGCUGCAACUGCGCGAAAUUGACUCCAAGCGUGUCGACGGCAAGUUUGUCAAUGCCGCAGGAGAGAAGGCUGAGGGCCAAUACGUUCUUCUUUACCUCCUGCGCAGGUGUUACGGCCUCAUCUAUCGCCUGAUGGCCGAAUCUGAACCCAUCUCGGAGGAGCUGAUGCCGGUGGCCAACAAGCUAUCAACCAUCAAGAAGUGCCUCAACGAGGUGCUGAAGUACGGCGGCCCGUACAGCCCGCGAGACCUUUACCCCUAUCACAUGGCGUUGCAUCAGAUCGAUACGCUCCGCAAGGACGGCAAGUUCCUCGCCGACGACGGCAGUGUUCCAGAGGGUCAGGCGAUCCUCAACGCGCAGCUGUCCGAGGCGCACGAGCUUCUCGAAAUGCUCAAGGAGAGCAUGUCUGACGAUGACGACGACAGCGACGAGUAG
Cutaneotrichosporon oleaginosum is the source of this 1359-nucleotide messenger RNA. RefSeq lists its product as uncharacterized. The record is from RefSeq and is a predicted model, not a curated record. Gene Ontology annotation, cellular component: nucleus; cytoplasm. Lineage: Eukaryota; Fungi; Basidiomycota; Tremellomycetes; Trichosporonales; Trichosporonaceae.